UUCCUUUUUGACAUCUAGUGUUCUAUCUAAAGCAUUACAAAAAUGGUGAAGUUGGCAAUUGGUAGCAUUGGUGACUCUUUAAGUGCCGGUUCGAUCAAGUCUUACUUAGCCGAAUUCAUUGCCACCCUUCUCUUUGUAUUUGCGGGUGUCGGGUCAGCAAUUGCAUAUGGUAAGCUCACUACAGAUGCAGCACUAGAUCCGGCUGGUCUAGUCGCAAUAGCAAUAGCCCAUGCGCUAGCACUCUUCGUUGGGGUCUCCAUGGCAGCCAACAUCUCAGGUGGUCAUCUGAAUCCAGCUGUCACUUUUGGAUUGGCUAUUGGCGGUAAUAUCACCAUCAUAACCGGCCUAUUUUACUGGAUUGCCCAAUGUCUUGGUUCCAUUGUUGCCUGCUUUCUCCUCCAAUUUGUCACCGGUGGCUUAGCUGUCCCAACACAUGGAGUUGCAGAUGGCAUGAAUGGUGUUCAAGGAGUCGUGAUGGAGAUCAUCAUUACUUUUGCUCUAGUCUAUACAGUUUAUGCAACCGCAGUUGACCCUAAAAAGGGCUCACUCGGAACCAUUGCACCAAUGGCAAUUGGGUUCAUUGUUGGAGCCAACAUUUUGGCUGCCGGGCCUUUUAGUGGUGGAUCAAUGAAUCCAGCUCGAUCAUUUGGACCUGCUGUGGUUAGUGGAGACUUCUCCCAAAACUGGAUUUACUGGGUCGGCCCGUUGAUUGGUGGUGGGCUAGCUGGGUUAAUCUUUGGUGAUGUCUUCAUUGGAUCAUACCAGACUCUUCCGGCCUCUGAAGACUAUGCUUAGCAACUUUCUUUUCGGUAUGUGUUUCAUGAUUUUCGAGGGUGUAACAUCCUCAUUGUUUGAAGACAGACAGGUUCAUGAAUUACGGAGUGUGGAUAAUUUGUAACAUAGAUUAUUUACAAAACCUCGUGUAAUACUGAACAUGUACUUUGUUUACCUUUUUUUUUCUUUUGAACAAAUGUCAGUUUUUCUUCUUUUGAACAUAUGCCAUGCUUGCUUUUUU
Helianthus annuus (common sunflower) is the source of this 1015-nucleotide messenger RNA. RefSeq names its product probable aquaporin TIP-type RB7-5A. Gene Ontology annotation, cellular component: plant-type vacuole membrane. Gene Ontology annotation, molecular function: water channel activity. The record is from RefSeq and is a predicted model, not a curated record. Lineage: Eukaryota; Viridiplantae; Streptophyta; Magnoliopsida; Asterales; Asteraceae. The transcript has 3 exons. The coding region runs from base 43 to 795 and encodes 250 amino acids. Gene Ontology annotation, biological process: transmembrane transport; water transport.